AGGUGGCACUGACUGGCACUGAUGGGUGACAUUGAAAGGCAGCUAAGAUGGGCACUAAUAUGUGGCAUUGAUGUGCACUGGUAUGCACUGAUAUGUGGCAUUGAUGUGGCACUGAUGGGCACUGGCAUGUGGCACUGAUGAGCACUGACUGCUGGCACUGAUGGACACUGACAGGUGGCACUUCUGGGGCCACACUGAUCAUCAGGGCACACUGAUCAUCAGUGCCCUGCGGCUCUCCUCACCUCUCGAGCUGUCAGCGUGACAGCUCGAGAGGAG
Molecule: messenger RNA, 276 nt
Organism: Staurois parvus
Lineage: Eukaryota; Metazoa; Chordata; Amphibia; Anura; Ranidae
Source: the annotation of a GenBank genome assembly